Molecule: messenger RNA, 3255 nt
Organism: Pseudomyrmex gracilis
Lineage: Eukaryota; Metazoa; Arthropoda; Insecta; Hymenoptera; Formicidae
Gene: ich
Product: ras guanine nucleotide exchange factor B-like
Exons: 3
Coding region: 1-2781 (926 amino acids)
Source: RefSeq, a predicted model, not a curated record
AUGAAUUAUAACAAUUACAAUUCUGGGAAUGUAAAUUUCCAAGCUCAAGAGGCCGACAAUUGUUUCAAACAGGUUCUUCCUCGUAACCAAAACGUUAAACCGCCUUCAUCACAGACCGCUCAGUUUCAUCCGUUUUGUUUCAAUAAUCUACCGCCAGAAAACAAUACUGGUGAUAAAAAGGUUAACACAUUUUGGAAUCAAGAUCACUUGCCAAACAACGUUAAUGGUGCAUGGAGCUUUUAUCAAACUCAAAGAUCUCUUGAACCCUGGCAACCAAACGAUUUGAUCUACGAACAUCCACUUUCAUAUCAAGACUCCUCGCCUUUGAAUGAAAAUAGUUACAAGUAUUAUACUUGCUCUGGAUUUUUACCACCGUGCUUGGAACACCAAUCGCCAAAUCAGUUGUUGAAUAAUUUACAGAAUCAGUUGCUGAAUCGAUCGCCAAAUCAAUUGCCGAAUCAAUUGCCGAAUCAAUCGUCGCAACAAUCAUUUAAUUAUCUCGGCCAAAAUCACUUAGUACACAACAAUUGUCAAUUAUAUCCGUUUACAGCUAAUGCAAACCAACAAACCAAUAUACAAAUCGUAAAUACUACACCUGAAAACCACGGCCGAAAAUUCAAUAAUAAUAAUUAUCCUAUUUCAACAUCUAAUUUUGAAUCGUUAUUCAAAGCACCUAUAGCAGAGGAUAAUACAAAUAUCGUAAAUUCAUACAACGUCGGCCCACGCAACAAUUCUAACACAUCAAAAAAUAGUUUGGAUAUUGAUCAGAAAAUUAUCAGUCAAUCAUUACAUCUUUCAAAAUUGGCGGAAACAAUCGAGCGUUACUCGCCACCGCAACAAUCCAAUACAGAGACACAAAAAAAGAAUCUUGUCAAACUGCCAUUUAAUAAAUCAUUCAAAACGUCACCCACGUCGACUAACGCACGUAGCAUCGCUGCUACCAAAACGGAAUUGGCUCCUAACAAUUCACUGAAUAAUAAUUAUGCGCCGUUCUCGUUCUUAAGCGAAAAGACAAACACAAAACUUCAUGCCGUAAACCCAAUAAGACAGCUAUUGAGCAGUGAAUCAGUUCAAGUACAGUCUCAGUCUAAGUCGAAUUUGUUACGACCUGUUUUAACAAAGCAGAUUCCAAGUGACACCGCUAGCAAAAACAUUUACGAGAAUAACAACAUCAAAAAUAAUAAUAUCAUUAACAAGAAUAACGAUUAUUCCGUGAAUCUUUAUUCAAAUAUUCUCGGUUAUGAUUUAAAUACUCCGCUAAAUCAAGGGAGGCAAGAAAUAUAUGCAUCGUUCAAUAACUCGCCCGUGAUAUCAGACAUCAAGAACAACACGGGUUCCUUACACUUAAAAGACAAAAAAGAGCUAGCCAAAUUAGACGAAAAGAUCGUGGUACAGGAUCUAGCGGAUUUAGAGGAAGAGCUUGCAACGGGCAGGAUAAGACGUGACAAAGAAAUUGUUCCCACCAUUGACGGAGCCAAUGUUCCGGAGAAAAUCAUCGCACAGCUGAGAGCUCUGUCCGAUAAAGAAAGCUCCGACGACUUUCCACUGUCGGAGAACGCGAGCGUGUUGCAGCUGGACACAAUUUCACCGAUAUCGGACAUCGGGACAGAUAUGAAAUACGAGACACAGUCGGGUCCGCCGACAGCGCCGUCUCAUUUGAGCGCUCCCGGCGUCGAGCCGCCGCAUAGUAGCCAAGGCUCCAGCAUCGUGGUGGGUGGCUCAACCGAAGUAGUCGGCGUGGACAGUUUGUUGCUGUCGUCAUCUUGGAGCGCGAACGGAUCGGAAUUCUUGGAGGAAGGAAUUUCGGAUGCGAAGCCAACAGCAGCCGGACUACAGGAUUCCUGGGAGACAAUCCUCUUGGGAACAGCGGUCGGUACGCCUCCGCAAUCAUUGGCGGAACUGAAGCCGCUCCCGCCUUUCAACGAAUUACACGGACGAAAUUAUGCAGGACAUCUUAUCAACGGUAUACCUGGUAUACAUUAUAAUGCGAUAGCCUCAUCUGUUCAGAAAUCAUCGAUACCAUCCACAUCGCCUACACCGUCUUCUAAUCAGGAAUAUUAUGACUCGCCUGUGGUAUCUUCAAGUACGCCGUGCACAGGAAGUCAAAAACAGCAACAACAGCACCAAAAUCAUCACCAUCACCAACAGCAGCAACAUCAUCAGCAACAGCAGCAGCAGCAGCAGCAGCUGCCGCAAUCGACGCAAGAUGUUUAUGAUCUUUCUUCUGACGAUCUCGCAGAAAUUAUUGGCAUUGGUUGUGCGAUAGCAGCAGAUACAACAAGCAGCGGAAAUGGACCUAGCCCAGAACAAGAGGCUAUGAUGGCAGAUGCCUCGAAGGAGUGGAUGGAAAAUUUUGCCCAGUUGUUCGAGGAUGCGCACACUUCUCCGCUCAAGACUCAAGAGACAACAUCGCUCGGUGGUCCACAGUACCCCACGGUAUAUGUCGCAACGCCACCUACACAGCCGCAGCAGCAUAGCGGAUCCACGUUGCAGAAUCUGCUUACACAAAAUUAUACACCUUUAUUGCAGGCAAGAUUGCAGGCAGGCAACGCUAACCUUCAGAACACAUCUUGUGGUGAAACUCCAUCAUCAACUAGCCCUUACCCGCCGCUCAGUCCACCUAACAGGGUAUCAACAUCUUGUAGUCCCGACGAUAUCUUACAUUCAUCUUUUCCCGCUCCUUCGCAUCCUAGGAAAAGAUCACGUUCUUCGCCAGGCUCUGGUCAGAACCCAAAUAAGAAGGGCCCCGCUGCUGGUGCUGCGGCACUACCGUACGGUUGAACUCAUUUAAUUCAAUCAAUCAUGAGAUGUAUAACUCAAAAUUAUGAAAAAUUAUCUGCCUACAAUAAUAUGUGACCAUGAAGAAAGUUAUCAAGUUUACGAUAUGUAUUGUGAUCAAAUUGAUUUAUUAUCAAGAUUGUACGUAUACACAUUUUACGGUGAAAAAAUAAGUAAUUCCUAUGGAAAGUUUAUAAAAUCAUUAGAUUUCUCACACCACUUCUGACACUUCUGUGUAUAAAUUUCUCUGAUAGAUCAGGUGCUGUUUUUCUUUACGUGAUUUUGUACUGAUGUUCAUUGCGAAAAAUAGCACAGAACCACGCAAGAAAGAUAAUCCUUGAUCUAUCAGGGAAAUCCAGCAGAGCAUCCAAUAGCGUAGCCAGCAUGAGAGCAAACGAUUCAGCAAGCAAAAAUACAUCGUGUUCUAUUGGUUUUAUAUUAAUUAGUAUAGAUUACCCGGUAAAAAAUUUUUCAUAU